Messenger RNA from Cornus florida, 1042 nucleotides. Its product is annotated as large ribosomal subunit protein bL19cz. Bases 129 to 827 code for a protein of 232 amino acids. The record is from RefSeq and is a predicted model, not a curated record. Gene Ontology annotation, molecular function: structural constituent of ribosome. The transcript has 6 exons. Gene Ontology annotation, biological process: translation. Lineage: Eukaryota; Viridiplantae; Streptophyta; Magnoliopsida; Cornales; Cornaceae. Gene Ontology annotation, cellular component: ribosome.
UAAACUGACAAAGCUCAUCUAAACCCCAGACUUCAACGGAUAAGGCUUUUGCGCUUACUCACUCCAUGAAUUCAACCCUCUGCAAAACCUAACAAGCCCUGCUCUCUCUCUCUUUAACUUUUCAAAUCAUGGGCACCAAUGUUCUUCCUCAGGCUUUAUUUAUGAUGCCAAGAAACCCUACACAAUGUUCUCCGAAGAAGCUAGGGUUGUGUGCAUUUGUCUCUCAUCGUCCCCCUUCUUUGAAUUACACUGGAAUUGCGAUUUCUAGGGUUUCAAGGAACCAAUUGGGGUUGAGUUUUGAUGCGUUCGUUGCAGAAGUGGCUUCCUCUAGGUCUUUUUCUGUCAGAGCCGAAUCGAACUCCGGAGGAGAAUCAGAAACUGCUGAGAGUGUUGAUACUGAGACAGAACCAGAGCCGGACUCUGAAGUUAAAUUAGAAGUCGAAUCAGAGUCAAAGCCGCCGAGAAAGCCAAUAGUUAAGCUAGGCGAUAUAAUGGGGAUAUUGAAUAAACAAGCGAUUGAAGCAUCAGAGAAGGAAAGGCCUGUUCCGGACCUCAGAACUGGCGACAUUGUGGAAAUUAAACUAGAAGUUCCAGAAAAUAGGCGUAGAUUGUCUAUAUAUAAAGGUAUAGUUAUCUCAAAGCAAAAUGCCGGUAUCCACACAACAAUUCGGAUUCGUAGGAUCAUAGCGGGGAUUGGAGUUGAGAUUGUAUUUCCUGUGUACUCGCCAAACAUCAAGGAGAUCAAAGUAAUUAAGCACAGGAAAGUCAGAAGGGCAAGGUUGUACUAUUUGAGAGACAAGCUUCCUAGGCUCUCCACUUUCAAAUGAGAAUCAUCAAUGCAGCAGUACAUUAGUGUAUUUUGCAUUUUAAGCAUGGUAACUGAUGAAUGCUCGGAUGCCAUUGAAGAAACAGCUUAGAAAGAGGAAGAAGAAUGGAAAAGUGAAAUCAGACUGCUUGUUUUAUGACUUCCAAUGAACACUUCUUUCUCAAGUUUGUAAUACAUUGUUUAAUUUUUUCAAUGAAAAACCAGCUAUUUUGAAAA